Molecule: messenger RNA, 1173 nt
Organism: Colletotrichum paranaense
Lineage: Eukaryota; Fungi; Ascomycota; Sordariomycetes; Glomerellales; Glomerellaceae
Product: beta-lactamase
Exons: 3
Coding region: 1-1173 (390 amino acids)
Source: RefSeq, a predicted model, not a curated record
AUGUCGACAUAUUUUCAAAAUCAGGCUGUAGCAGAAACGCGUCCGGAUGCUGAUGGUGUCACUGGCCUGGCCGUGUUCGCGACCGAUUCAUCAGGGCAUCAACUCAUCGAGGAUUAUUUUGGCCGAAGCAGCACCAUCAAGUCCGACAAAAUCGGAAAGGAUAGUGUAUUCUGGAUCUAUUCGAUCACGAAAACAAUUACAGCGAUUGCUGCUUUGCAGUGCGUGGAGCGAGGCCAGAUCAAACUAGACGACGAGGUUUACGAUGUUCUUCCUGAACUCGAAGACUUUCAAGUCCUUGGCCAUGAUCAAGCGGGCAACGUGACACUUCACCCACACAAGGAGAAGAUCACUCUUCGCCAUCUGCUUUCUCAUACCAGUGGCAUUGGUGUGGACGUCUUUGAUCCGAGGCUUCAGGCCUGGCGGAUGUCUCGUGGAGAACAUCCGCAAGCCUUUUCGGGAGACUCAAAGAAGGCAUACACUAUCCCUCUCCUCUUCGAGCCAGGCCAUGGUUGGGCUUAUGGAGGAGGCGUCGAGUGGGCCGGGAUCCUAGUCGAGAGACUGAACAAGAUGAAGCUCGGCGAAUACAUGAAGACCAACAUCUUCGAGCCUCUGGAAAUGACCAGUACAACAUUCCAUCCUGACAGAGAUUCUACAAUCAAGGAGAGACUGGUUGAGACGAGUACGAGAAUCUCGGAUGGCACACUCGUGCCCAUGGAAGGCCCUUACCCCGCUGUCACGGAGGACGACAGUGGAGCUAUGGGCCUCGUCUCGAGUGUACCUGACAUCACCAAGUUGACAACUGACCUUCUUCAAACUAAGCCGAUGAUUCUCGGCGAAGAGUCUUUGAAGGAGUUGUUCUCGCCACAGUUCAACGCCGACUCGUCAUCCGCUGGGAUGCUCGCUUAUGGUGCAAUGAUGUACGGCCGGCUGACUGGAGAGGAGUAUGAUCCUUCAAAGGUUGGUCAAGCUCCAGGAGCUUACUUCAUCAAGGAUGACACUAGGAUCCUGCCCGGCGGGACACUCGUCAUGACAGGAAUUCCGAACCUGGUCUGGUUUGUGAACCGCGAGAAGGGAAUAGGCGGCUUCUACGCGAGCGCUAUCAUGCCGCCCGAUGACGCCAAAAGCACAAAGUUGAUACAAGGGUUUCUCGAGGAUGUUUUCAGCGGAAAAUAA